Dentiscutata heterogama is the source of this 269-nucleotide messenger RNA. The record is from the annotation of a GenBank genome assembly. NCBI's taxonomy places the organism in Eukaryota, Fungi, Glomeromycota, Glomeromycetes, Diversisporales, Gigasporaceae.
GGCGAAAAUCAACUCUUUUCUGUUUUGCACCUUCUUUAAGAUUACGCCAAAAAAUGAAUUCAAGAAAAAAUCAUCAUUCACAUUCCCGUUCUAGCUCUUAUUCUUCUUUUGAUUCACCUUCAUGCUCUCCUUCUCCUCAAGGUCAUAUGAGCGUGCUAGGUCUAGGGAUGUUGAAGAAGAGCAUUGAAAGAAGAUCCCAAGUCACCUUGCUUGAAGAAAGAUUAGAAUAUCUUGAAAAGUCCCAAUCUAAUAUUUCGCAAUCAUCUGCC